AUGUAUGAGACACGUCUUGACAUAUGGUGUUUUUUUCAAAGUUUGUUCGGUAAGACUCGCGAUUGGUCUGAAAUGGAGUGUUGGAUUCAAAUUGCUAUUAUUGUCCAUCCGUUUGAUCUUGUUGCCAUUGUUUAUCUCGUGACUAUUCCUACAUUUCAUAUGCAUACAUUUAAGAUGCCUCCAAAGACGCGUGGUAGACGAAGUAGGGUUGGAAAUCGGGGUGGCCGAGGCCGUGGUCGUGGCCGUGGGGCGCCACCUGAGGAUGAGGUUAGUCAGCUUGGGGAGAAUCCUGGUGGAAAUCCGGGGGCUGGGGCCGGUCGAGGUGCAGGAGUACCUCCUAAUCAAACUCAGUUUGCUAGGGACCUUGUCGCAGCACUUACAGCUGCAAAUCUUUUGAACCAAGCUCCUAGGGAGAGCGUCGAGGAUCACGCUAUGGUAGCGAUGAAGGAGUUUAGCCAUAGGAACCCUUCGGUAUUCGAUGGGACUAGUAGCGACCCUUUGGUAGCCGACCAUUGGUUAGCUCAAAUUCGCAAGCUUUUUAGAGCUCUUAACAUCACUGAAGAUAAUAUCAGAGUGGGUAUCGUGGCCGUUCAACUUGUUGGUGAGGCCGAUGAAUGGUGGGAAUCCAUUUUGGAGAUUAGGAAAGAUGCAAGAAGGGCGGUGAGGACCGCAGCUCAAGUGAACGAACCAGAUGUUGAAAAUUUGACAUGGGCUAAAUUUGAGACUCUCUUUGAGGACCAAUACUUUCCGGAAACUUCACGUGAGAAUCUAAGGGAUCAAUUUGAGAAACUUGAGCAAGGUAAUAUGACCGUUUCAGAGUAUGUACAGAAAUUUCAAUCCUUGUCUCGUUUCGCUCCAGAGUUGGUGGCGACGGAGGAGAGGAAGUGUCGACGGUUUGAGAAGGGGUUGCAUAACACCGUGAGAAGAAUGGUGACGGUCCAACGUAAGAUGAAGUUUUCUGAAGUGGUGGAGUGCGCGAGAAGUAUUGAAAUACCAAAGGAAGCUCAACGAAAUGCAAGGGCGUGGGAACCAAGGUGUAACCAACCCGGGCACGUCCGUACUCAGUGUCCUCAGCUUUCUAAGGCGUGCUAUGAUUGCGGUAAGACGGAUCAUCUUGCUUGGAAUUGCCCUCAAGAAGCGGGAGCGCGUAGUGAGUCAGGCUCGAUACAACAGUCGAGGGCAGGGCGUGGUGUUGACCAUCAGUCUUUCAGGGGUACUCAGAGGCAGCAGCAGCCUCAUUUCCGCCAAACAUCGUCAGUUCAGAGUUCUGGGGUCGACCGGGGAGCGAGUUCGUCCGCACCUUCUCAAGGUUCCGGUCAUGGAGGAGGUUUUGUGCAGGGUCAGGGUACCCAGGGGCGUGUUUUCAACAUCAACACCAAUGCAUCACCUUCUGUUUCUCAGGCUCCAGAGACAUUGGUUGUAAGGGGUACUUUCCUUCUAUUCAAUUCUUUUGCUAGAGUACUAUUUGAUUCUGGAGCAUCCCAUUCUUUCAUCGCUACAUCAUUUGUGUGUGCAUUGGAAUUGUACACCGAGAGCCUUGAUUUGCCAUUAUCCGUCGAGACACCAUUAGGGGGACAAUCAUCUUUGAGUCGUAUUUGUAAAGGUUGUGAGCUUGUUGUUUGUGACCAUCACUUCGUUUUCGAUUUCAUUGUGCUGGAUAUGUCGGGAUUUGACCUCAUUCUGGGGAUGGAUUGGCUGUCUACAUUCCACACUACGAUCGAUUGUUUUAAGCGUCGUGUUCGCAUAUGUCCGCCUGAGGGUGUUUGUUUCGAAUUCCAUGGGGAACGUCGGGAACCGUUAGUACCGUACCUGUGUGGGCCUCGGGAAAGAGAGUUGAUUUAUGCUUUGUUAGCAAGCUUGACAUUAGAUGAGGAUAUGUCUACGCGUGGGGAGUUACCCUUGGUAGUUCGCGAGUUUCCCGAUGUAUUUCCGGAAGAGUUACCCGGUUUGCCUCCCGAGAGAGAAAUUGAGUUCACGAUAGACUUGCUUCCAGGCACCGCUCCUAUAUCAAUUCCUCCUUAUCGUUUUGCGCCCGCUGAACUUAGAGAGUUGAAACUCAACCGCGUAACCGUUAAGAAUAAGUAUCCCAUGCCAAGAAUCGCUGAUGUAUUUGAUCAACUCCGAGGUGCCACUUGCUUUUCCAAAAUCGACCUGAGGUCCGGUUAUCACCAAUUGAGGGUUCGUAGGGAGGAUAUUCCUAAAACUGCCUUUUGUACUCGCUAUGGCCAUUACGAAUUCGUUGUGAUGCCAUUCGGUUUGACAAACGCUCCAGCUACUUUAAUGGGCCUAAUGAACCGCAUCUUUCGUGCCUACCUCGAUCAUUUUGUGGUUGUAUUCGUUGACGACAUUCUCGUUUAUUCAUCCACGGAAGAGGAACACCAAACUCAUCUUGCCAUCGUUCUAGAACUCUUAAGGGAACACCGUUUAUACGCCAAGCUUAGUAAGUGCGAGUUUUGGUUACCCGAAGUUAAGUUUCUGGGUCAUGUGGUUUCGAAGGGGGGAGUAUCCGUCGAUCCGGGGAAGAUAGAAUCCAUUAUGAACUGGCAGCGACCGAAGAACGUGUUUGAAAUCCGAAGCGUUUUGGGGUUGGCCGGAUAUUACCGUCGUUUUGUUCUUGACUUUUCUCGUCUAGCGGCAUCGAUGACUAGGCUAACGCGUAAGGGGACCCGUUUCGUUUGGAGUGACUCUUGUGAGACGGCUUUUGAGGAAUUGAAGAAGAGGUUGACUACUGCACCUGUUUUGAUUGUGCCCGAACGUGGAGUUGGCUACUCCGUGUAUUGUGAUGCGUCUAAAUAA
Molecule: messenger RNA, 2796 nt
Organism: Rhododendron vialii
Lineage: Eukaryota; Viridiplantae; Streptophyta; Magnoliopsida; Ericales; Ericaceae
Exons: 4
Coding region: 1-2796 (931 amino acids)
Biological process (GO): proteolysis
Molecular function (GO): zinc ion binding; nucleic acid binding; aspartic-type endopeptidase activity
Source: RefSeq, a predicted model, not a curated record